UCCCGCCUCCGCCGCCGGUUGUGCGCAGCCCGCUGCGAAACCCUCGCCGGGACCCUUCCUGGGGGUUGCCCCUACUUCGUUCGUGCCGCUCCCGUGCGAUGCAACCCGCCGCUGCCCCCCGGCGAGGCGACACGGCGCCCCGCUGCCUACCCGCCUGCCCGCCGAGGCCGAGGCCGAGGCCGAGGCCCCUGCCCCAUCCCGCUGCCGGGAGGCUCCGCCUCGGCGCGCUCCUGCUGCCGGGCUGCGCGAACGCAGACGCGUCCCCGAGGAACUCCCGGCCGGACUUUGCCCGCCGCCCCCAGCCGGGACGGGGCGCUCCGGGGGCUCCCGCCAGUCCCGCACGCGCCCGGCGGGAACCGGGCUCUCGGCCGCUGCCCUGUGAGGAGAAACGCCCGUCCCGCCGGCGCUGAGGCGCGGUCCGGUACGCCGAGCGGAGGGUCCGCGGCCGCAGGCGGCCCGCCCCCGCCGGCUGCCGAGCCGAGCCGAGCCGCGCCGCGGGGCCCCGGCCGCCACCUCCGCGGGCGGCAUGGCGGCGGGCGGUGCGCUGUGCGGCUCCCGGGAGGGCUCCGCGGGGCUCUGGAACUGGAACCAGACAUGGUAUACAAACACCCCAAGAUUUACGUGGUGCUUUGAGAGUACAGUCAUUGCUUGGAUCCCUUGUGCCUAUCUUUGGAUCUGUUUUCCUUUCUACUACUUGUAUCUUCGACACAAAACCAAAGGCUAUAUCAGGAUGUCCCACAUCUUCAAAACCAAAAUGGUCCUUGGAUUCAUCCUGGUAGUACUGUGUUUUUCUAAUGUCUUCUUCGUACUGUGGGAAAUAAGCCAAGGAAUCCCACGGGCUCCAGCAUUCUUCAUUAGCCCUGCCGUGGUGGGAAUCACAAUGAUCCUUGCCGUGUUCCUUACCCAGGCAGAAAGAAUGAUGGGCAUCCAGUCUUCAGGCAUCCUGUUGAUUUACUGGCUGCUCUCAUUCAUGGCUGCAGUUGUGAUGUUUAGUUCCAAAGUCCAACAUGCCCUGGAAAGAGGCUUCCUGGAAGACCAUUUCCGCCACGUUACUACUUACCUUUAUGUUAGCCUGGUGCUAGGAGAACUUGUUUUAUUCUGCUUAGUUGAUCACCCUCCCUUCUUCUCUAAAGCUGUCAACAGUCCUAAUCAGUGUCCAGAAGCCAGCACCUCUUUUCUUUCCAAAAUCACAUACUGGUGGUUCUCUGGGCUUGUCUGGAAAGGCCGUCAGCAGUCCUUGAAGGUAGAUGACUUAUGGCCAGUGAGGAAAGAGGACUCCUCUGAAGAAAUUGUUGCUUGGGCUGAAAGAGAGUGGAAGAAAUGUCAUAGCAGAACCCAGCAAAAAAUGGGGUCUGCUACAUUUAAAAAGGGUCAGAAGAGUGAAACUGGCAUAGCAGAAGCUGAGGAGACAGAGGUGCUACUGCAAUCAGAGCACAGUCAGAGCAGGCCCCUACUGAAAGCGUUUUGGAGCAUGUUUGGAACCUAUUUCCUUCUCAGCACUGUCUGCUUAGUUAUCUGUGAUGUCUUCUUGUUCUCCAUCCCAAAGUUACUGAGCCUUUUCCUGGAGUUCAUUGAAGAUCGAGAAGCACCUAGCUGGCAUGGUUAUUUCUAUGCCUUCACUAUGUUCCUUUUGGCUUGUCUCCAGACUCUGUUUGAACAACGAUAUAUGUACAUGUGUCUUGUUCUGGGGUUGAGACUGAAAACUGCAGUAACAGGGCUUGUGUACAGGAAGAUCCUAGUUAUGUCAAAUGCAUCAAGGAAAGCAGCAACAGUAGGUGAAAUUGUUAAUCUGGUGUCUGUUGAUGUCCAAAAGCUAAUGGACCUGAUUAUCUAUUUUAAUGGGACCUGGCUUGCUCCCAUUCGGAUUAUCAUCUGCUUUGUCUUCUUGUGGCAGCUUCUUGGGCCAUCUGCCUUGACUUCGAUUGCUGUAUUCCUUUUUCUUUUGCCUCUCAAUUUCAUGAUCACCAAGAAGAGGAGUCAGUUUCAGGAGACCCAGAUGAAACAUAAAGAUGAGCGGGCCAAACUCACCAGUGCCAUUCUCAGCGACAUUAAAGUAAUCAAACUGUAUGGCUGGGAGAAAACCUUCAUGGAGAAAGUACUUGGUAUCCGGAAGCAAGAACUUCAGGCCCUAAAAAGAUCUCAGAUUCUCUUCUCAGCAUCUCUAGCUUCUUUCCAUUCAUCAACUUUCCUGAUUGCAUUUGUCAUGUUUGCUGUCUACACCCUGGUGGAUAACACACACAUCCUGGAUGCUCAGAAGGCCUUUGUAUCUUUAACACUGAUCAACAUUCUCAACACUGCUCACUCCUUCCUGCCACUCUCCAUAAAUGCUGCUGUCCAGGCCAAGGUUUCUUUAAAGCGCUUAGCAGCUUUUCUGAAUCUGGAAGAACUGAAUCCUGAGAGCUCAAGCAGAAACACUUCUGACUGUGUACAGGCAAGUAUCACCAUAAGAAAUGGGACUUUUUGCUGGAGCAAAGAAACUUCUCCUUGUCUUAGAAGGAUAGAUCUUACCGUGCCCCAAGGCUCCUUGCUUGCUGUAGUUGGCCAGGUAGGUGCUGGAAAGUCCUCCUUGCUGUCAGCGUUACUUGGUGAGCUGGAGAAGACGGACGGCUGCAUGAUCAUGAAGGACACGGCAGCUUAUGUCCCCCAGCAAGCUUGGAUACAAAAUGCUUCAGUGGAAGAUAAUAUUCUCUUUGGGAAAGAGAUGAAUGAAACAUGGUUCAAUAGAGUGAUAGAUGCUUGUGCACUGCAACCUGAUUUGGAGAGCUUCCCUGCAGGGCAGAAGAGUGAAAUAGGAGAGAAGGGAAUAAAUAUAUCUGGAGGGCAGAAGCAAAGGGUCAACCUUGCUCGUGCCGUGUACCAGAAGGCUUCAAUUUACCUACUUGAUGACCCCCUCUCAGCUGUUGAUGCCCAUGUUGGACAGCACAUUUUUGAACAUGUUCUUGGACCCAACGGCUUACUGAAGGACAAGAAGACAGCUGACUGCAAAAGCUCGAGUGAGCAGGGAAACACCAGAACAAUUGUAACUGUUCAAUCUUUAUUCAAGCAGACUCGUGUGCUGGUGACUCACACAAUCAACAUUUUGCCUCAAGUGGACAACAUUGUUUUUCUGGUGGAUGGAACGAUCUCAGAGAUUGGUUCCUACCAAGAACUUCUACAGAGAGAUGGGGCAUUUGCAGAAUUUCUUCAUUCACACAUUACUGCAGAAGAGCAGGCAGGCACUGGUUUUCCAGCUCUAGGAGACACCAAAGGCACCAUCACCUCUAGAAGUGGUCUAUCACAGGAGAAGCUCUUUAGUGACAAUUCAGUCAAAUCUUCUGCUAUGGGAAGGGAGACCAUUCCUGCAAGUCAAGACUCUACCACUGCUGCAGCCACCAAAGGAAGAUUAAUGAAGGGAGAGAAAACCCAGCAUGGCAGGGUUAAUACUUCAAUUUAUGCAGCCUACCUGAAGGCGACAGGCUUACCACUGUGUGUGUACACCAUUCUGUUGUUCACAUGUCAGCAAGCUGUGUCAUUUUCUCGUGGUUACUGGCUCAGCAUGUGGACAGAUGACCCUGUUCACAACAGGACACAACAGCACACAGAGCUGAGAGUUGGAGUCUUUGGUGCACUAGGAGUCAUUCAAGCCCUUGGCAGAUUUGCCUCCACAGCAGCAGUCCUUCUAGGUGGCGUGUUAGCAUCGCACAAGCUGUUUCUGCAGUUGCUGAGGAACGUUGCUAGAUCCCCAAUGGUCUUCUUUGAGCAAACACCCAUUGGAAACUUGCUGAACCGCUUCUCCAGAGAAAUGGAUGCUAUUGAUUCUGUCAUCCCUGACAAACUGAAGUCCUUGCUGGGAUUCUUGUUCAACUUGCUGGAGAUCUACCUUGUCAUUAUAGUGGCUACACCAAGGGCAGCAAUGGCCAUAGUGCCCUUGACUGUUCUUUAUGCUGCAUUCCAGCACUUCUAUGUCAUCACCUCCUGCCAGCUGAGACGCAUAGAGGCUGCCAGCAGAUCACCCAUCUAUUCCCACAUUUCAGAAACUUUCCAAGGGAGCAGUGUGAUCCGUGCUCACAAGGCCCAGGAAAGGUUUAUUUUGAAGAGCAAUUUUCUAGUGGACGAGAAUCAGCGAAUAUGCUUCCCUGGAGCAGUUGCUGACAGAUGGCUUGCUACAAACCUGGAGUUUCUAAGCAAUGGCAUUGUGUUGUUUGCAGCACUAUUUGCAGCAAUGGGCAGAACACAUCUUAGUCCAGGAACUGCUGGCUUCUCCAUUUCAUAUGCUCUUCAGAUAACUGGUGUUCUGAACUGGAUGGUGCGCUCCUGGACAGAAAUAGAGAACAACAUUGUUUCUGUGGAGAGAGUGAGAGAAUACUUGAGGACUCCUAAGGAGGCACCCUGGACUCUGAAUAGCAAACUUCAAGGUCAAGUUUGGCUCACUGAAGGAAGAAUUGAAUUUAGAAACUAUAGUUUGCGAUACAGGCCAAAUUUGGAGUUAGCACUGAAGCAUGUCAAUCUAACCAUCAACGGGCAAGAGAAGAUCGGCAUAACUGGAAGAACAGGAGCUGGGAAAUCUACUCUUGCUGUGGGAUUGCUGCGAUUAGUGGAAGCUGCAGAAGGAGCGAUCCUAAUUGAUGGACUAGAUAUUGCUCAACUAGGUCUCCAUGACCUUAGAACCAUGAUAACUGUCAUUCCCCAGGAUCCAGUUUUGUUUUCUGGCUCUCUAAGAAUGAAUCUGGACCCGUUAAACCAAUACACUGAUGCAGACAUCUGGACAGCUUUGGAACUGACUCAGCUCAAGAACUUUGUUGCAGAUUUGCCCGAUCAGUUGGAAUAUAAGUGCACUGACCAAGGGGAAAACCUAAGCACUGGUCAGAAACAGCUGGUUUGUCUGGCCAGAGCACUUCUUCGGAAAGCCAAAAUCCUCAUUCUAGAUGAGGCCACAGCAGCAGUAGAUUUAGAAACUGAUCUUCAGAUUCAGUCCACCCUGAGGACUCAGUUCAAAGACAGCACAGUGUUAACAAUAGCUCACCGGAUAAACACUGUCAUGGACUGUGACAGGAUUUUAGUCUUGGAAAAUGGUCGGAUAGCUGAAUUUGAUACUCUGGAACACUUAAUAGCUCAGAAGGGACUGUUCUACAGACUGAUGGAAGAAUCAGGCCUUGCGUGACUCACUCAGAGUAUACCAUAAUGCCACCACUAUCGGGAAUAAUUGACCUCGUAAUUGAGUUAUCUUGGUUUCACUCUAAAAUGCCUGACACUCAACCAAAUCUUGUUUGAGCUAUAACCGCAGUUGAGUAGAUGAAAAGGCGUGACUUGGGUUUUCCAUAGGAAACUUCGCAAUUCCAUUUUCAUUAUGUUUCCAGAUACCAAAACCUCAUUCUCCUGUUGAAAACGAGCCAGUCAGUACUUAAAUGCCUUGUUGCUUUUAUGGUAUAAAAGUAAACAAGCCAAAAGGAAAAGACCACAGCAUUUCCAAUUUAUACUAUAAAUGGAAGUCAAAUAUACUGCCAUACUUAAAGAUUACAGAGAUUAUUUUUAAAAGCCAACGAGAUUUUAUGGACAGCAAGCAAGUACUUAACUGGUAGCAAGCAAACUUAACUCUUUACAGCUUGUCCUAAGUUCCAGGCAGAACAAAUUUAGUCUUUUGCCAGUGUCUUAAGGACUGCUCACCUAAGUGCUGUUUUUACACAGAUGUGGACUCCAAGGCAGCAGCUGGAUCUAGUCACCCAAAGUGCACAAACACUGGGGGAGUAGGGGAGAGGAAGUGGGAUGCCACUAAGCACGAGAGCAUACGGCUGCCUGUGGGCUGCCUGUUGUCACAGCUGGGGAUCAGAUCCACUGCAUCUCUUUCCGUGUCAGCUUUGGAGGGGCCCUGGGUGAAUCGUGCUGUGCAGAGGGCUGACAGACUGCGUGGAGGAAGAGAGACAGCUUAGACGCCGGCUCACUGAUGCAGGACAGAGUAACUUGGCUGGGAGUGGGCAGCAGAGCGUCAUUCCUUCUGCUUGAAGGCUUGGAGCAGCCCUGCUGCCAAAUGCUGGUUGGUCACAGCGGAGCAUGUCCAAACAUCGAUACCAGCAUUUCUGAAUCUAAUUUGGCCACAAGGAAUUUGCGUGGUGGAAAGUGUCCUCCUCUGAUCCCUGCAGCGUGGCACUCUGGCAGAUGGGAAAAGUAGCAGGGACUCGCCUGUCAACCUGGUGGUUCAUUCCUGGUUUUCUUCUUGAGUGCAAGUUUACCUCCUGCAUGUGCCACCCUGGUGCCACAGAGCCUCUGACAUGAUCAUCUUUCAGAUGUUACUUCAACAAACCAAAACGGCAGCUGAAAGCAAAGCCUUCCUGGGCUUCCCACAGUGCCGAGGAGCUGCAGUCAGAGCUGUCCCAAGUCUCUCCUCGGGAAGCACAAGAAGACAAUGUGACAAACAAAUCACACUGUGAGAUACUGCUGUUUACUGUGACUUGUUAAAGCACUUCAUUUUCUAGGAAGCUGAAAUAAAAAUAGAAUCAAGUAUUGAAA
Molecule: messenger RNA, 6483 nt
Organism: Harpia harpyja (harpy eagle)
Lineage: Eukaryota; Metazoa; Chordata; Aves; Accipitriformes; Accipitridae
Gene: ABCC6
Product: ATP binding cassette subfamily C member 6
Exons: 31
Coding region: 527-5140 (1537 amino acids)
Biological process (GO): transmembrane transport
Cellular component (GO): membrane
Molecular function (GO): ATP hydrolysis activity; ABC-type transporter activity; ATP binding
Source: RefSeq, a predicted model, not a curated record